Molecule: messenger RNA, 825 nt
Organism: Aspergillus chevalieri
Lineage: Eukaryota; Fungi; Ascomycota; Eurotiomycetes; Eurotiales; Aspergillaceae
Exons: 4
Coding region: 1-825 (274 amino acids)
Cellular component (GO): intracellular anatomical structure
Molecular function (GO): oxidoreductase activity, acting on NAD(P)H, oxygen as acceptor
Source: RefSeq, a predicted model, not a curated record
AUGGCACCCUCCGCUAUCUCCCAAGAAUCGACUACGCCCCAGGCUGGCGCCGACCCUCAGACCCAAGUCACCCUUGGAGGCAAGGUUAUCGCUAUUACCGGUGCCAACCGUGGAAUUGGCUUGGGUAUUGCUGAAUGCUGUCUCUCUAAUGGUGCUGCCAAGGUCUACUCUAUUGACAUUGGUGAGACUGGAGAGGACUUCGCUGUCUUGUAUAAGCGUUAUCCGGGUCAGCUUUUCGCUGUGAAUGCCAAUGUAACUGAAGAAUCAACAAUCACUGCUGCAAUUGAUAAGAUAGUUGAGGAGGCCGGUGCUCUGCAUGGAAUGGUGGUUAAUGCUGGACGAACCCACCACAAGGCUGCUCUUGAAUUUACCAAGGAGGAGAUCGAGAACCUCUUCAAUGUCAACCUCUUUGGAGCCUUCUAUACCGCACGCGCCGCUGCUCGUGCAUUUAUCAGGCUUGGAAUCAAGGGAUCCGUUGUCUUUACAGCAUCGAUGGCUUCCUACCGACCCAACAAGCGCGUCCCCUCCACUCCCUACGGUGCUUCGAAGGCUGGUAUUCGGAACAUGACCCACACAUUGGCUAUGGAAUGGGCACAAUACGGUAUCCGUGUCAACAGUGUCUCUCCAGGUCUUGUCAAGACUGCUAUGACAUACUGGGUUCCUCAGCAGCCGGACUGGGAGCAGCAACUCAAGUAUUAUGGUGGCUUGCCUCGGUUGGCCGAAGUGCAAGAACUUGGUGGUGCCUACGUGUAUCUCCUGAGCAAUGCUGCCAGCUACACUACCUCAAUUGAUAUUCCCGUUAACGGUGUUAUUGGAAUCUGCUAA